AUGCGGCGCGGCGCCACAGGACACUGGGCAGGAGAUGCUGCUUGCAAGUUCCCUUCGGCUGGAAGCAAGCCGCAGGCAUCCCAACCUAGGGCUGCGAUGAUGGCCUACAUGUCUGACUCGUCAUCCGAUGAUGGUGACUGUGUGAUCCUGACCCAUGGACACAGCAGUACACCGACGGCCAUGAUGGGUUAUUCGGUUGCAAGAGGUAGACCCAAGGGCGCCCCAAAACCAACCGCCAAGCCAUCAGUUCCAGUGCCGUUGCUCGUGGCCGAAAGAGUUGAGAACACAGACCCCCAAACAUUGCAAGUGGUUACCAAUCUGACUGGGGAUGGUGCCGGUGAUCGCAUGUCAAGUGCUGAAAUCCAAGCCGUGUUGGCCGUAUUCACUCAGAGCUUGCUUGACUCAGGCCCGAAGUCACCAGCAAACCUUCACAAAGAGCUGGAUGACGCGAUCAUCGAGGUGAUGGCGGUGCAGGACCCGGAAGCCUACCCACCAGAUUCCGAUGACCCAGAAGAUUGGGCACAACUGGAUGAGGGGGCUGCGUUGACGUUGGCGGAGUUGACGGGACCCAGAGGUUUCACUGGCUGUGCGGGCAAACCCCGACACAGGCCUUUCCGCCCAGCGGCGUGUGUUGCAAACAUGGACCGUGGCCAUGUGGUGUUCCAAUUCAACGGAGACGUUGGGACAACCACGAAUCUUGAAGGACAACACAAUUGCGUGUCGAUUGUGACCGGUGGCGAGCUGACGAGAUUGAGCCCACGGCAGGCAGACGGCAAGGUGAUCCUGCCGAUUGACGUUCGUGAGACCCACGAUCCGGAUGGUGGAACUCACAGGCGGCAAUUCUCUUCACCUGCCGAAGCAAUAGGUGCGGUGGUCAAUGCAGGGUCUCGAGCCGGUGUGGAGCGCAUCAUCGGCCUUUGCUGGGAAGUGUUCAAGGCCCUGGGAAUCCCCGAGGACAAGAUGUAUGAGCCUUGGGAGAAUGCGGGGCCGAUUAUCCGUGGAUCUCUGGCGACGGCGAGGAUUCGUGGGGCGUACGUGAGAGAUCGCUCCGACAGUGGAGGCGGUGCAAGCGUGACGCCUGGAGGCGAUGCACUCCGUGCAAGAAGAGAUGCAGAGAGAGCCCACGGGAGAAGACAUCACGAGGAGAUUCGAGAUCACGACAUCGUGGGCGAGGACGUGAUUCAAGGAGACGGAGUGACUCACGAGCUCGUGGUCGACGAGGUGAUUCCCGGAGACGCUCGAGGUCAAGGCCAAGGGAACCAAGAGCACCAGAACGACCUCCCCGACGACCGGCGGCGCCAGAGGACCCACGUCCGAGAGCUGCAGCUGUUCCGAUGCAAGCGAGAUAUCGGUGGACGCAUUGAACGCCAUGAUCGUGAAGUCAGGAGCCCACGAUCGCAUGAUGUGGGAAGGCCCAGGCGAUCGCAAUCAGAACGAGGUCAACGUGAGAUUUCAGACAAAGGUCAGAGGAUGUACGACGACGAUGACAAAAAGGCCCUACUGGAUGAGAGCGUGGCGACGAAGACCGUGGACACCGGUUGGAAUGGUGAGAACCUUGUGGCGAUGCAGGGCACGCCAGAUCUGUGGGACAUGUUUCAAGGUGUUGACUUCUUUGUUUUCAUUAUUGGUUAUGAUUCAGAAGAUCAUCAACUUAUGCAUGGUGAAUUGUUGACAGAGGUUCAAUCGUUUUGUGAAGCAUCAGGAUCACGAUGGAUGAACGUGGAUGCAUUGGACACCACAAGAUGGGACCAGUAUGCCGAGGUUGAAGCCCCAAUCAUCUGUUCCCAGUCCAUUGGCAUGACCACCAACGAUGAUGAAGUCAUGGUGAGAAUGGCUGUUUGGUGUGAUCAAGCCAGCACGUCCCACGAUGAAGAUGACCCUGGAAUGCCUCAUGAAGAAGUGUUCACCGCGUCAUUCCAAGAGCUGAUUUUGGGAUUAGGAGAUGAAUUCCAUGUUGAUUCCAUGACGCGUGCUGCCUUCCCAGCUGCGCUGCAAGAAGAGCAGGCUGAUAGGUUUCAGGUGGAUCCCGAUGAACCACCAGGAGCCGAGUUGAACCGUGAGGCAAUGGCUGAGGAGUUGCUAGCGGAUGAGCAGCUUCUGGACACAGUUGAAGUGCCAGGAUUGCCCCAGAGGGAGGCAGAGCGUAGAGCUGCGUGGAAGAAACUCCCCCAAAGGGUUAGGAUUGCCAUCCGUCGUUUGCGUCGACAGUUUGGCCAGUGCCCCGGGAAUGUUUUGGUGAACUUGUUGAGAGCUGCUAGGGUAGAAAAGAAAUAUGUGAAUGCGUACCGGUUUGGAGCAUGCCUGGGAAUCGAUCUCCUGGAGAUCAAGGACAGCACAGGUGCUGUUUACACAUGUUUAAACAUGGUCGACAUGGGAAUCACGUUCCAGCAAUUGCAUGUGAGCCACCUCCAUUUCCUGCAGCUUGUGGUGGGGCUUUGGGUGUGGCUGCAGGUGCCCCAGGUGUGCCUGCCCAUGGUGCCUGUGCAGGCACCUGCUGGCCCAUUUGCAGCAGGACAGCUGUGUUCAUCUUCUCCACCAGGGCCUCAUAGAAGGUCAUCUCAUCCAUUCCUGCCAAGGGUCAAGAUUGAGCUAUCCAGCCCAACAAGAUUUUGA
This is a messenger RNA of Cladocopium goreaui, 2613 nucleotides long. The record is from the annotation of a GenBank genome assembly. Lineage: Eukaryota; Dinophyceae; Suessiales; Symbiodiniaceae.